This is a messenger RNA of Synchiropus splendidus (mandarinfish), 3553 nucleotides long. It is a transcript of the gene atp6v0a2a, whose product is annotated as ATPase H+ transporting V0 subunit a2a. The record is from RefSeq and is a predicted model, not a curated record. NCBI's taxonomy places the organism in Eukaryota, Metazoa, Chordata, Actinopteri, Syngnathiformes, Callionymidae. Gene Ontology annotation, molecular function: proton-transporting ATPase activity, rotational mechanism; ATPase binding. Gene Ontology annotation, cellular component: vacuolar proton-transporting V-type ATPase complex; plasma membrane; vacuolar proton-transporting V-type ATPase, V0 domain. The transcript has 21 exons. Bases 265 to 2805 code for a protein of 846 amino acids. Gene Ontology annotation, biological process: proton transmembrane transport; vacuolar acidification.
GGGAGCGAAUAAAGGCCGGAGUCUAUUUCUGACACCGGCGUGUUCUGUUGCCGCACAUUUGCGCUUGCUGACGACCUUGCUCCUGAUAUAAUUCUAUUGUUUUGCGUUUUAAUUUGAUUUCGUCCCGCCAUUUUGCUGUGCGCGCUUUGACGCCGUUAUGUCAGGUGUUGAAGGUUCCGAACAGACGGGAUGACGCCUCUGUCUCCGGCACAUCAUCGAUCCAUAAGCCUGCCGUAGGUGGAGUGUGUGUGUGUGACGAUAAAGAUGGAGUUCAGGAGUGAGGAGAUGUGUCUGGCCCAGUUGUUCCUGCAGUCCGGUUCCGAAUACGACUGCAUCAGUGAGCUCGGGGAACUGGGACUAGUGGAAUUCAGAGACCUCAACCCAAGUGUCAGCACCUUCCAGAGGCGCUUUGUCAGCGAAAUCAAGAGAUGUGAGGAAAUGGAGAGGAUUCUGGGUUACCUUCUCAGGGAGAUCCAGAAGGCCCACAUAGCCGUUCCAGAGGACGACGAGAGUCCACUCGCACCCCCACCCAGACAAGUUCUGGAGAUCAUGGAGCAGCUCCAGAGGCUGGAGAUGGAGCUCAGCGAGGUGGCGAGAAACAAAGAGAAGCUGCAGAGAAACCUGCUGGAGCUCACCGAGUACACACACAUGCUGAAGAUCACACGCACCUUCAUCCACAGCAGAUCCAGGCAUGAGGCUCUUGGUCCCCAGUAUGAAGAGUUCCCCACCAUGGAGACGGAGUCUGUGACGGGAAGUACUGGGAUGCAGAGGCUCGGAGCCAAACUGGGGUUUGUGUCCGGACUGAUCCAGCGUGUGAAGGUGGAGGCUUUCGAACGCAUGCUGUGGAGAGUCUGUAAGGGUUACACCAUCCUGAGCUACGCAGAGGUGGAUGAGAAGCUCGCCGACCUGGACACGGGUGAGAUCAGCAAAAGCGUGGUGUUCCUUAUCUCCUUCUGGGGAGACCAGAUCGGACAGAAGGUUCAGAAGAUAUGUGACUGCUACCACUGCCAUCUUUACCCCCACCCUGAGAACGACGAGGAGAGGGCUGACGUGAUGGACAGCUUGAGGACACGCAUCCAGGACCUGAACAAUGUGCUGCAUCGGACUGAGGAUUACCUGAGACAGGUCCUGCAGAAGGCGGCGGAGUCGGCGUACAGCUGGGUGGUGCAGGUGAAGAAGAUGAAGGCCAUCUACCACAUCCUCAACCUCUGCAGCUUCGACGUCACCAACAAGUGCUUGAUUGCGGAAGUCUGGUGUCCAGUCAGUGACCUCGCCAACCUGCGGGGGGCGCUAGAGGAAGGAUCGAGAAAAGGUGACGCCACGGUGCCGUCGUUUGUCAACCGCAUCCCAAGUGCAGACACUCCACCGACGCUCUUAAGAACCAACAAGUUCACAUGUGGAUUUCAGAGUAUUGUAGAGGCGUACGGUGUUGGAGACUAUCGUGAAGUCAGCCCAGCACCGUACACCAUCAUUACGUUCCCCUUCCUGUUUGCCGUGAUGUUCGGCGACUUUGGUCACGGGAUCAUCAUGAGCUUGUUUGCUCUGUGGAUGGUGUUGACAGAGAAAAAGCAGAAGAGAAAACGCUCCAGUAAUGAAAUCUGGGUGAUGUUCUUCAGUGGUCGCUACAUCAUCCUGAUGAUGGGCCUGUUCUCUGUUUACACCGGACUCAUCUAUAAUGAAUGUUUCUCCAAGUCUCUGAAUAUAUUUGGUUCCAGCUGGAGCAUCAAGGCCAUGUUCGCCAGUCAGCAGUGGACAAACAAAACACUUCAGAGCAACAUUUUCCUCACCUUAGACCCAAACGUCAGUGGCGUUUUUACCGGACCGUAUCCAUUUGGCAUCGAUCCAAUUUGGAACAUGGCAGAGAACCGGCUGUCCUUCCUGAACUCAUACAAGAUGAAGAUGUCAGUCAUCAUCGGUGUCAUCCACAUGAGCUUCGGGGUGGUGCUUAGCGUCUUCAAUCACUUGCAUUUCCGGCAGAAGUUUAACGUCUACCUGAUGUUUCUACCCGAGUUGCUCUUCCUGCUCUGUCUCUUCGGAUACCUGAUCUUCAUGAUCAUUUACAAGUGGCUAGCCUUCUCAGCACGGGACUCGAACCAGGCCCCGAGCAUCCUCAUCCACUUCAUCAACAUGUUUGUGAUGCAGGGGAAGGACAUCACCCCGCUCUACCCCGGACAGAUGGGACUUCAAGUUUUCCUGGUUUUGAUCGCCAUGUUGUCAGUUCCUGUGCUGCUGUUGGGGAAACCGCUUUUCUUCUAUUGGCUUUAUCGUGGAGGCAAAGGUCUUAGAAGGCGCAGGGGGUAUGAGAGGGUGAGGCGAGCAAGUGAGGAAGACAGUUCUGCAGUUCCCUCGUAUGAAGAAGAUGAAGAAGACGGAGUGGAGGAAAUGAAUGGCAGAGAAAUCCUCCCUAAACAGUUUGAUUUUGCAGAUGUGUUCUUGCACCAGGCCAUCCACACCAUCGAGUACUGCCUGGGCUGCAUCUCCAACACGGCGUCCUACCUGCGACUCUGGGCCCUCAGUUUGGCUCAUGCACAAUUGUCAGAAGUGUUGUGGGCCAUGGUCAUGCGAGUGGGAUUUAAGAUCACCACCAAAGUCGGGGUUGCUCUUCUGGUCCCUGUCUUUGGCCUGUUUGCCACGCUCACUGUGUCUAUUCUUCUGGUCAUGGAAGGAUUGUCUGCUUUCCUCCACGCUCUCCGCCUCCACUGGGUGGAAUUUCAGAACAAGUUCUACCACGGGACUGGGGUCAAGUUUGUGCCCUUUGACUUUGCACUUCUGCCCUCUGUUUUUGAGCAAGACGGCUUACUUUAAGAGCAGAGGGAUGCUGGCUGGAAGGUGGAAAAUCACUGUGAUACUGACAACUGAAGAAAGAAAAUCCCUCUUGUAGCAACAUUUUUCAAUGUUUUACACCUGUGCUGACUGCCUUACUACACUUACCCAGCAAACCUCCCAGUAUACUGAGGUUGAAAUUCUUCAUUUUAUUUGCAUUUUGGAGCCAAUAUAUUAUUUGAAUUUAAUCAACAUUGGACACCAAAUGCACUGUACUGUUUUGUGUUAUUUACAAGGUAUUCCUAAAGAACAUUUACAGUACAGUGCACUGUAAGAAUAUGUUCAAAUGAUAUUUAACCCCCACAAGCAUUCUGAUGUAGUGCCAUAGAGAUUUGCUUCUGAUUACUAUGUGGGGAGAUGCCAUUGGUGGUGCUGUUCAAAUUCGUCUUUGGAUUCCGUCUGUACCUCGCUCUGUCCAGGAAAAGCCGUCCUCAUUUAAAUCCUUACAGAUUCAUCCAACGCUACAUGAGAAAGCACUUUGCGAAACAUGAUUGUACAAACGUUUUUCCACUAAGGGUCUUGAUAAUGCCAAAUGAAAAUAAUCUUCAACUGUUUAGCUGUUUGCCUAUUUAUUCGUUAUUGCAUUUAAGGAAUUGUACUCCUGACUUAAUGAUAUCAAGCGCCCGGUAGUUUGUUUUUUCUCUCUGCUUUGUUGAUGUGCUUAUCAUGUUUAUAUGACUGUUGAAUAUUUUACCAUUUUAAUGUGUUGAUUAAAAGGUUGAAGCAUUGA